AUGUUUCGGUGUAAGACUGCCUGGUUUUCCAGCAGCGUGCCACAGGCCUGCUCCUGCUUCUGGAUGUUGGAGGGUGGUUCUGCUGCUGGUUGGAGGGAAGCAGAUUACCUUUUCAGUGCGGAUGCUGCAUGUCCUGAUACUGUGAGAAUAUUUGAGAGCAAAGAUUACCUGUGGAACAAGGUGACGGUGUUUCACAGCUUGUUUCUGUCCGUCUGUGAGCGGCGGCAGAGUGUGAAGUCUGUGUCCAUCGGUCACUAUGUGCUGCCUCCGGCCUCCGUGCAGGACGAGGUGAGAAACGUGGUUGGGAGGCUGAUUUGGGAGCGUCAAGACGAACAGUCAGUAGCACAGGACUCCUGUGAGGGUUGUAGUCCCCCUACAGAGGAUGAGGACAGUGAAGAAGGCAGCAGAAGCCACUCUGAACCGUCUGAGACAGACUCCUCAGAAAGAGAAGCUCCUCUGGGUGGUCACUGGGGAAACUAUCGCAGUGGUAGCAUGCUAGCAGGGUACGUCAGCAUAGACAACCUGCAGAAAUAUUCAGGUGAACUGUGUGAUUUCCAUCCCGGCUAUGUCCAGUGCUCCAAAUGCAAAGCGAACAUAUAUGAAGACAACACAUAUGAAAGCGUGUUGUGCCGUUCUCAGUUGCAGACUGGCGGUAAUGUACUCACAAAUUAG
Molecule: messenger RNA, 672 nt
Organism: Stegastes partitus (bicolor damselfish)
Lineage: Eukaryota; Metazoa; Chordata; Actinopteri; Pomacentridae
Gene: terb2
Product: telomere repeat binding bouquet formation protein 2
Exons: 7
Coding region: 1-672 (223 amino acids)
Biological process (GO): meiotic attachment of telomere to nuclear envelope; homologous chromosome pairing at meiosis
Cellular component (GO): nuclear inner membrane
Source: RefSeq, a predicted model, not a curated record